Molecule: messenger RNA, 720 nt
Organism: Ceutorhynchus assimilis (cabbage seed weevil)
Lineage: Eukaryota; Metazoa; Arthropoda; Insecta; Coleoptera; Curculionidae
Source: the annotation of a GenBank genome assembly
AUGGUCAUAUUAAUAAGUGAAAAUCUAUGCCCUCGUUAUUUAGAUUUUGCAGAAGAAUUAUUAUUGCAUUUUGUGAAAUCAACAAAGAUAAUUUAUGGGUCGCAUUUCUUGUCUCACAAUUUUCAUAAUCUGUUGCAUUUAGUUGGUGAUGUGCGUCAACACGGAUGUCUGGAUAAUUUUAGUAAUUUCAGCAGUGAAAAUUUUUUACAGAAAAUAAAAAAAUUAAUAAGAAAGCCCUCCGACAUAUUGCAACAAGUGGUGAAGCGAAUUACUGAAAUUAACUUGCAUUUACGAAAAAAUACUUAUAAUAAUGAAACAGCUGAAUUCAGAUUAGAUAGACCGCACUGUAAUGGAGUUUUGAUCCAAAAUUGUGAUGGUCCUCAGUAUAAAAGGGCUACAUUCAAGCAAUUUCAGAUUUCAAUUAAUAAUAAUGAUUGCUGCUGCAUUUUGGAAGAUGGGAAAGUAAUUCUUGUAAAAAAUUUUGCUAUCUGUUCUAAAACUAAUGAAGUUGUUGUUAUUGGAAAAUAUUUUAAAUCAAUGGAAAAUUUUUAUACCGAACCAUGCGAUUCGUCUCUCCUUGAAAUAUUUUUUGUGAAAAAGUUAAGUAAUCUUUGCUACUGGCCGAUAAAAAAUAUUAAAAAUAAACUAGUAAGAUUGCCAUAUUCUGAUGGUUUUGUGAUUUACCCCUUACAUCAUAGUAACAGUACUGAAAUUGAUUGA